CUCUCUCCUUUCCCUUCCCCCUCCCAGGGCUGGCAAACAAUUUGAUCUGGGUUAUACAUGUAUUAUCAGAACAGUGGCUACUUUGAGCAAGGGUUAGGGAGUGAUAUCAGUGAAGAAGUCUAAAAUGAAUCAUAGCUUGUUUCUGCUCAUAGAGAGGUUAGCAUUUGAAACAGGUCUUAAUGGGUUGGAUUUGUAGACAGAGAUGGAGAGAAGGGUAUUCUGGGAGAAACUGCCUGAAUAAAGAUGUAAAGACAUGACAACAAACUGAGAUGCUGAAGCAUGGUAUUGUCAAUCCUAUCGACUCAAGUCUCUAUUUCUCCUUUUCUGCUUUCCCACACCAGUCAGUCAACAUCUGCUGCCUUCGAAAGUUCCUAGCUUCAAGAGAGGAGAUGGCUGCUGGAGUGAUCAGAACUUUAUGUGACUUUAGACUGCAGGCCCCCUUCCAUCAGUCAUUUCUACCUACUACUAGCCACCGAGAUCCAGACUUCCCUGAAACCUCAGAGGAAGAGGAGGAAGAUGGGGAAGAGGAGGAAGAUGGGGAAAAACAAGUGGAGGACCUGGAACUGGCAGGCAGUAGUCCAGGAGGCCAGAGGUCAGACCAAGAGCUGGCGAAGGGUCCCACUAGGCCAAGCCCAAGUAGUACUGAGAUGACUUUGCAACUCCUUCGUUUCUCUGAACUCAUCAGCUGUGACAUCCAGAAGUACUUUGGUCAGAAGACAAAAGAUGAAGACCCAGAUGCCUGCAAUAUUUAUGAGGAUAGCCGCCCCCCUUGCAAAUCUGCUAGAGAGCUUUAUUAUGCAGAUUUGAUGCAGAUUGUCCAGAGUGGGGACCAGGAGGACGAGGACACUGACACUGCUAGUCUCUCCAAAGGCUUGGAUUGUCAGGCCAGGUUCAUCUCCAGCCGAGAUAGAUCUCUGAAGCUGGGGCCUCUGGUUGAGCUCUUUGAAUAUGGGCUCUGUCAAUAUGCCAGGCAGAGAGUGUCUGACAGCAGGAGGAUGAAGCUUGAAAAGAAGUAUGGCCAUAUCACCCCAAUGCACAAAAGGAAGCUACCACAAUCCUUCUGGAAGGAGCCAGCUCCCAGCUCCUUAUGUCUGCUCAACACCAGCACACCUGACUUUAGUGACCUGCUUGCCAACUGGACAUCAGAUGUGGCCCAAGAGCUCCACAGUGUGGGAGGCCGGGAGCUGGGCAGACAUGCCCUGGAAAUGGAUCAUUUAGAGGAGGCAUAA
Messenger RNA from Gracilinanus agilis (Agile Gracile Mouse Opossum), 1229 nucleotides. It is a transcript of the gene PERCC1, whose product is annotated as proline and glutamate rich with coiled coil 1. The transcript has a single exon. NCBI's taxonomy places the organism in Eukaryota, Metazoa, Chordata, Mammalia, Didelphimorphia, Didelphidae. Bases 270 to 1229 code for a protein of 319 amino acids. The record is from RefSeq and is a predicted model, not a curated record.